ACGGAACAACGACGGGGCAAUAGCGUUUUGUUUCUUUUCCCCUUUAAGUUGUGUCCCUUUUUAUUCUUUGGCGUCUUGGUUGUCACUCAGCCGGAGCGGAGCAGACCGGACCGCCUCGCUCGCUCGCUCGUCCGUCGCCGGAGGCUCCUUAAUCGGCGCCGUUCACGCCGCUCUCCCCUCGCGCGGCGCUAUAUUGACAGUCGGGGUCGCGGCGAGCCGAGCGAGUCAAGCUAGCGGCACCAUUGCAUUAGCGUCGAUUAGACCUUGGCAGGAUUUUCCCACACGGAAUCGAAGCAGACGACCAGCGACACGGGCUUCGACUGGAGGGCAGACCAUGCUGCUGCACUGAGCCGGAGGGAGAGAACUAGAGACAUCUCAGAGGACCGCUGAGGUGGUGGCUGGCCUGCUUUUUGUGCCCCUCCCCCUUGUCUGGCUGGCUAACUGCUGCCUUUUCAGUUCACCUGAUCGCUCUCCACCCUGAGAGCUAAGGCUUGCUAUGGACGUUGCUUCGCCCCCUGCUGCAGCCUUGCCCAGUGCCCUACCUUAGUGGGUUCCCCUCGUCUUACUGUGUGUGGUUCCCAUCCAGACUCCCUGUACAGAGUCCAGCACAGAUCUGGUACCACCUACAGCCACUCCUGGGUCCUCCACCCAACCCCCUCCCCCUUCACCCACCCUCUCCCCCUCCCCUACGAAGAUGUCAGUGAGCCUGACAACAGACAUCCAGCAGGAGGGAGAGAGUGGGCUACUCAUUGAGCCCUGCAGUCGAGGCAAGACCUCCCCUCAACCACAGGGCACCAAGGAGGGGGCAGGGGAGGGCCUGGAGCCUGAGGAUAGCGCCUCACAGGAUGCACAGAAACGAGGUCCUAACCACAGCCAUGGCAGGAAAAGGUCCAAGUCUAAUGCCAAACUGAAGCUGGUACGGAGUCUGGCAGUGUGUGAGGAGUCCUCUGGUCCAUUCUCCAAUGAUGGACCUCCAGAAUCGGAUAUCAUCCAGCUUCACAUCAGCUGUCCGUCAGACAAGGAAGAGGAGAAGUCCUCAAAGGACGAGUAUGAAAAUGAUGAGAAGGAGAAGAAGGAUAAGACUCCGCGAAAGAUGCUCUCGCGUGACUCCAGUCAGGAAUACACUGAUUCCACGGGCAUUGAUGUUCACGAGUUUCUGGUCAACACACUGAAAAACAAUCCCAGCAGGGAUCGAAUGAUGCUGCUCAAACUAGAACAAGAUAUCCUGGAGUUCAUUAAUGAUGACAACAACCAGUAUAAGAGGUUUCCCCAGAUGACUUCUUAUCACCGUAUGCUGCUGCACCGCGUGGCUGCCUACUUCGGCAUGGACCACAAUGUGGAUCAGACGGGCAAGGCCGUCAUCAUCAACAAGACGGGCAACACACGCAUCCCUGAGCAAAGGUUCUCUGAACACAUCAAGGAUGAACGUAAUAUGGACUUUCAGAAGAAAUUCAUCCUUAAGAGAGAUGAUGCCAGCAUGGACAAGGAUGAUAAUCAGAUCCGUGUGCCACUGCAGGACGGACGGCGUAGCAAGUCCAUUGAAGAGCGAGAGGAGGAGUAUCAGCGAGUACGAGACCGGAUCUUUGCCCGAGAAGUGUCCUAUUUUUUACAGUCCUCUCAAAACGGAUACAUCAACGACAGCAGACUUUCCACUGAGGGCUACUGCUCUAGCUCUCAAAAGAGGAGGCAGAUCUUUAGAGGGAAUCGCGAGAGCUCCAGCCGGGCAUCUAGCAGUCGUCAAAGCAGCACAGACAGUGACAUGAAGUGCCUGGAGCCACGGCCCUGGAGCAGCACCGACUCGGACAGCUCCAACCGCACCCUCCGGCCACCCGUCACUAAGUCCAGCAGCUUCUCUGGCAUAUCCAUCCUUACCAGAGGGGACAGCCUUGGCAGCAACAAAGGUUCACAGGGAAGCUGCAAAGGCUCUCGUUCCGCCUCCCAGUCCAGCCGUAGCCUGCUUCCCUGCCCAUCACAGCCACCACAGCAGCCCCAGCCACCGCCUCAGACUGCCCUGCUGCCCACCCCACAGCAACACCCCAUGGGUAACCAUAUGAUUGCUCAGCCGGUGGCGUCUCUGCAGCCCUCUCAGCCUGUCUCCUACUCCAGCCCCUCCUGCCCCCAGGUUCUCCUGCCAGUUUCUCCUCCCCAGCAGUACACAAUGGGAGAAGAGCUGGCUCCCCAGUUCAGCCAGAUGACACUGAGUCGGCAGGGGUCCAGUGAGAACCCUGAGCCUCCCCCUAUGUAUCAGGCUCCACCCACGGUGCUGUCCCAGCACCCACCUCCUCAGACCGCUUAUAUCAUGGCUACCACGGGUCAGCCUAUGCCGCCUCCGUCUGGGUACCAGCCUGCAACUGGACACCCUCACCCCCCACCUCCACCACCACCUCCAUCGCAGCCGGUGAUGCAGGCUCCACCGCCCCCGCAAGGCUACAUGCAGCCCCCUCCACCGCAACAGGUACACCUCUCGCAGGCAUCAGGCAUACAGGUGUCAUACUACCCCCCUGGUCAAUACCCCAGCUCAGGCCAGCAGUACCGUGUGCCCCAGCCCAUGUCUCACCAGGUGUCUUAUCCUGCCCAGCGCACACAACCUAUGCCUCAGCCCACACAGCAGUCAGGUCUCCAGACGAUGAUGCCCAGCCAGCAGCCGAGCUACCAGAGCAUGAUGGGUGUGCAGCAGCCCCAAAACCCUGGUCUGCUCAAUUCCCAGAGGGCAGGCAUGGGAGGACAGAUGCAAAGCAUAAUGGUCCAGUACCCACAGAUGCCAUCAUAUCAGGUGCCCGUGGGAAACGAGAAUCAGCAGGUGGUGCAGCAGCAGUACCAGCAGCAGGUGAUGGUACCAGUCAGCCAGUCUGUCCAGGGGCCCAUGCCUGUCUACUACAGUGUUAUCACACCCACACAGCAGAAUAGCACAAGCCCGUCAGUCAGUUAUCUGCAGCCCCCCAGCAAUGAGCAGUAUCAAAUCACACAGUCACCAUCCCCCUGCAACCCUCAGCAGUUGCAGCAGCAAUAUUCAGGAGUUCCCCCUCCUGGGCCUGGGGUGAUGGUCAUGCAGCUCAGCGUCCCCAAUGGGCCACAGCCUUCCCAGAAUCCUCCUCUGGUCCAGUGGAACCCAUGCAAAUACUAUAGCAUAGAGCAGAGACCCGGCAAGCCAGGAGAGCUCUACAAACCUGACAACACUCCACAGGCCAGUACCCAGCUGACAAGUCCCCUGGCCUCCCCCACUCAGUCUCCCACCCCAUCUCCCUCUGGCAGUGUCAGCAGCGUCUGUCCAGGCCUCGGACCAUUACCCCUCAUUUCCCAGUUUCCCCGGCCUGGAGGACCAGCCCAAGGUGAUGGGCGCUACUCUCUGCUGGGGCAGCCUCUCCAAUACAGCCUCUGUCCGCCAGCCCUCCUACAUGGCCAGUCCUCCUACAGCUCCCAUCAGGGCCAAGGAGUAAUGAAACACGGGGCGCGAGGAAAGAAACAAACACUCAAGUCUGCAUCAACAGACCUCGGCACCACUGAUGUUGUGGUGAGCCGAGUACUGGAGGUAACGGACCUGCCAGAGGGGAUCUCACGUCCAGAGGCCGAGAAGCUCUUCAACCAGCUGUCGAUGUGCGGUGCCAAGAUCCAGUGGCUGAAGGAGCCACCUGGGGGCCGGGGGGGAGCGGUGGGCUGCGGCCCCUGUCCCGGCGCCGGUCUGUCGGGGCCUGGUGCCUGUGUGGGAGCCGGAGGAGUGAAGGGUGACGGCGGCGACCCAGCUCACCUCUACACGGUGGUGGCGGUGUUCCCCAGCACCAUGGCCGCCCAGAGUGCUUCCUUCAAACUCAACAACAGCGGAGCCAGCCUCUUUAAACUGAGGGCAGCCAAAAAGAACUAUGACCUGCGUGUGCUCGAGAGAGCCAGUUCUCAGUGAGAGGAGACGAGAGGGGGAGGAAAGGAAGGAAGGAAGUGAAAGAGACCGAAAGGAAGGAAGGAAGAAAGAGAGACUUUUGGUGGAUUGGUGGAACAGGAAGGAGGACUGAGGGGGGACUGCUCUUAGUGUACAAUUAAAAAUCGGAAAGAAAAAAAAACUUGACUUCAUUGUAUAAAAGGGAAGAAGGUGUGAAUUAUGAGGUGGCUGGUGAUUGGUUGCAAAUAUGAUUUUGUUGUUUGUUUUUACUCAUUGUUAUUGUUUUGUAUUUAUAUAGCAGAAGAGCACACAAGACACGUGAGCAUGUGUUUCACUGUUGCCGUCGAGUGUGUGCCGCCGUUACAUGAAAAACAUGCGAUGCCACACGCGUGCUCACAUCCCAGGAGACACGGACACACAAACACAGGCAACAGGGUCACGUAGCACAUAACAAGAACACACUGGACAGUCGACCUCAGUCAAACCUCUUCCUCCUCCUCCUCCUCCUCCUCUUUCUGCCCCCACCCUAUCUCCUUCCUCAGCUCCCCGUCAACCAGCCGUCUCUUGAUCUCACAUAUUUAUACAUUUUCAUACGCACAGUUGCUCUCUCUCCGCUCCCCCCUCCCUCGUAACUCCUCCCUCUUCUCUUGCCAUGUCUCAUGCAGCCUCCGACCUUCCUCUGCUCCUCUCAUGUCCUCUCUGCUCUCUCUCUCUCUCUUCUCUCUUCUCUCUCUCUCUCUCUCUCUCUCUCUCUCUCUCUCUCUCUCUCCUCUCUUGCUUUCUGUUUGCCUUACUGCUGGUGUGGGUUUCUGUAUUGCGCUGUUUUUUUUGUUUUGUUUUUCUGAGAAGUUUUUUUUUUUCCUUUUUUGUUUUUUGGGGUUCAAUAUAUUUAUAUAAGUGAUGUAAGGAAUAAAAGAAAUCUAUAUAUUCAGUGAUUUUUCUUUCUUUCCCCUGAGUGACAAAGUUUAGGCCUUCCUUUAUCCUUUACUCCUCCCCCUCUUCAUCCCCUUCUCCUCUUCUUCUACCCUCUACCUCACUUCCUCUGCCCCCCCCCCCCCUCACCCUGACGCCCCCCCACUGUGUUUGAGUUUUUUGUUGACAGCUGUGCAGAAAGUAUCAGAAGAAGUAGUAAAAGUGCACAAUGAUUGCAUAUGUCUACUGUAAAUUUUAUUUAAUCUGUUAUUUUUUUGUUUGUUUUUAAAAAUAUAAAAGUCGAGAAAAAAAUCUAUCGGAAA
Molecule: messenger RNA, 5106 nt
Organism: Scophthalmus maximus (turbot)
Lineage: Eukaryota; Metazoa; Chordata; Actinopteri; Pleuronectiformes; Scophthalmidae
Product: R3H domain-containing protein 2
Exons: 28
Coding region: 695-3895 (1066 amino acids)
Molecular function (GO): nucleic acid binding
Source: RefSeq, a predicted model, not a curated record